AAACGUGAGGAAACUUUUUCCCAAUUAGGGGCGAGCUCGAGACUUAGAGGUUGGAGUCUUCGUCCUUUGGUUUUAAACAUUAAAUUUUACCAUAAAAUAAUUAACAUAAAGUUCACGAUCGUGUAAAAAUUUUACUGUAAGAGCUCAUUUCAUCGAAACGAGUAGCUUAAUUUGCUGUUGUUAGCGAUGGAGGUAAAUAAUGGCAUGAGAAGUAAAAUCAGUGUGGAUGCAAACAGAGCAAAGAUGCCAUUUGAUCUGUUUCAUAGCGGGGGAUCGGACUCAUGCUACUCCACAUACAAGUUCGAGAACGAUUAUAGUGAAGAUAGUGGAAGAGACUCUGAGACUUUUACCCCAGAUAUCUCUUUCUAUGAGCCACUGCCUCUACCCUACCAUUCGUGGUCAGUGAAGGAUGAAUCUUAUCAACUGAGGGAUUGUGCCCCAAAAAACAGGAAUCUUAAAGACGGCGUGGACUGUGGAAGUGAGGCUGAUCUCUAUGGAUUAGUCUCCACCAUCUUGGAAGACGUCGACCCGAUGGACUCGUACUUCUCUCAAGAUAAAAUAUCAGCUGAUAUUUCGACUGGGUGGUCCCCAAAGUCCCAGAAGGAGAACAACUUGCACUAUCUUAAUUCUGAGGUAAAGGUACACUCCAGUUCUGGACUGCAGCACAAUCCCGAGCAUGGCAUCAAACUCCAUUCUCGUCCAAUGGAAAGGGACCUCGAUCAAAGCGAUGACAUGUUACUGGAUUUCAGUGGCUUUGAAGCUGCUGACCCAUCCUGGCUUUUUUCCACCUGUAAUGGAGAAUAUGAAUAUGAAUCCUACACCCCAGCUUUCCCAAAUUUACCCAGACCACCUCCUGGUCUUGAUAUAUCACAUGUUGUGAGGUCCCACUUCUCCAAGAGCAGACCAGGUAAAUCAGAGAAUAACGUGUCUGUGAAAGAUAGGAGCUUUCGCAUCAACAAUGAUGAGAUGUCAGUGGAUGCUUUUAAUGACCAUUACUGCCUUCCAACCACAAUGAAUGACUCUUAUUUCAGCCCAUUCCAAAAUGUCUCUAACUUGAGUGAACGUAAACUCAAAAAGAACAGUUCACAACAAUUCUCUAUGCAGGAUGCCAGCAAGCUGGCCAACAACAUGGAAGCUCUUCUUAUGGUGGACCAGCAGGGCAUGAAUAAUAGAGAUUUUGCUAAGAUCAAUGCCAUGAAAGUUCAGGAUGAAAACAUUAGUGAUUUGAAGCGUGUACCUCUCCAAAGGAUGUCAGCAUUUGAAGCUCAUAUUGCAAGCCUUAAAAAACAACUAACAAGGGAGCAAAAAGAUGGUGAGGUUGGGAAUAUAACUACUAAAGAGUUUUCUGAUUUUGACCAGCAGUCAGCAGACUAUUUUGAAGCUCUUAAACCCUCCUUAUCCUCUUUUAACUUUGCAACUAACCAAAGCAAUGUAGCCAACCAGAGAGAUGCAAGGCAUCUCGAAGCCAGCCUUCAUCAGUACCAUCAUGAGCUGUCAAACCAGUAUCACUCUUAUACCAAGCCUCCCUCCAAAACAAGCAUCCACAACGAUUCUCAGGGUAUGUCUAAAUUCAUGUCUCAGUUCGGGUCUGAGUUUGUUCCUGCUCUGUCCCAGCAACAGAUGCAGAGGACUGUGCCUAGAGCAUUCAGUGAUUUUGGGCAGAGCGAUGGGAGGAUGUGUCGCAUGGACUUGGGUUUGGGUCUGAAGGACAUGGGGAAGAUAGGAGGCACUGUAGACAAAGGAGAGUUUGAGAUACAGUCAGAGAUGGGCAGGUUGCAGACACCUUCAGCCACAGGCGUUAUAGCUGGUGCUCACCCCUCUUCUCGUUUUGGAGUUAAACCAAAAUCACCAGCUGGCUUUCCCAAAGAGGCAGACACGAAAAAAGGUCUGCUGCAAAACCCGUAUCAGAUCCAAGGCGGUAUGUAUGCAGGUCAGGCCAGACACAAUGGAGCCAAACUUGCACCAUCCCAGAUGUUUCCUUGCUUGUACCAGAUGGGAGUUUCUGGACAGAACCCCUGUCACAUGUUCCCUUCCCGAUCCCCGCUGACCUACAAUGGCUCUGUGCCUGUAUUGGAUAUGACUGAACACAGGCCAGAUGCAGAAUUCCCACCCCUAAACCCCUAUCUUCAGGAGAUGGUGGGGCCAAACCUAGCAGGAGUAGAUGGGCCCUUUUCUCGGUUCAUCUCCAACCUGAGGUCAUCCAACCAAAGCAUGAGCCAGCUACAAUAUUAUCUGGAAGAUUGCUAUGAACAGUGGAAAAUUUUGGAGAAAGAGAGAAAGAAAGCAGAAGCUCUCCUGCUAAAGAGCUUCCCAGGCAAGUGUAUGUCUGUGACGAACACUAACUCUGUCCCCAAGUUGCCUCCUAACCCCACCAGAGUGGACAAGCUUAUAGUGGACCAGUUUCGGGAGCAAGCAAAGGUGGUGAGCUUGUUGGGGAAGGUGGAGCGCUUACGGAGCUUUCCUCUCCAUGCUAAUAUCAGUUCAACACUGGAUAGGCACCUAGAAGCUAUCUAUAUCACCCAGGCUCGCCGCAAGGACGAGCUCCGCAACAGCAGUAGACAGAGACCGGGUGUGGCCAACCUCCGAGGGGACAGAGAUAUUUUGCUUCUCGCCUGUGCCCUGAAGGACCUGAGCAGGAGCACCAGGUCAUCUUGCACCGCUCUGUGGUGCGCUCUGCAGAUGACCGUUUCCAAAAUAAACAUCAGCGCCAAGGACGGAGAAGAGGGGAACACUUCUUCGGUUUUACAGCACGACAGUUGUGACCAGAUCGACCUUGAAAAAGCGCUGUGACUUUUUUGCGAGGCAGUUGUUCCUCUUUUUGUGUGUGAGUACAAUUCUAAAGGGAACGCUCAGUGAGGUGCUCAGUGGAGUGGGUGAAUAUUGUUACGUACGUUAUUAGACUGCAGUGAAAUCUGUAGUACAGUAGGCUCAGUUCAGAGCAAUAGAUGGAAUCCUCAGUUCAGUAUCAUUUAUUACUAAAUAAUUCCAAAUGAUAUAUACGGUCAUACAAAUAGGGUCAAUUUUCCCAAGGGAUAGUGGUCGAAAGAGAUCAUUGCCCAGUCAGUUGGUUGGUGGAUUUUGCAUAAGAAAGAAAAGAGAGGGAGAGGGAGAGAGAGGGAGAAGAUGGAUCAGAAGAGUUAGUGUGUGACAAGAUCCAGGAACAGAACAGGGAUGUUUUAUGUGUGGAAAAAAAAGUGAUCAUUGGAAAGGAACGUAAAGGUCAGCGAGUUUGAAGAAUAACGAGAUUGUCACCCUCUUGACCUUAGAUUUUAGUAGCGUUUACUCCCACCAGAAACGCACAGCUUUAAAAAGUAAUUAAUUCUGGAUUAGUUUCACUUUGACGGUUUGAUUAGCGUGUGCGUCAAAGAAAUGCAAAUCCCGGGAGUAAACUGUAAGUUCAGGCUAUUUAUAACUUUAAUGUCCUUGUAUUUUACCUAUUUAUUGCAGCUUAGUUAUGUUGCAGCAUUUGGUUUUGAAUAAUCAUACCUGUAAAGUAUUUACUUUCUGAGAUUCCGGUAGUUUUCGUUUAUUUAUUUUCAAUAAGCCGUAUUUUAACUUGAGAUAAACGCUAAAUUAGUCCUGUGUAUGAAGUACAGAACAUCUCAAGACAGGAAACAUCUCCAGAUUUUUUUUUUUCAGUAUUUAACAAUCUUGUUGAAUCAUAUUGCUGUUUAUUUGAAGUUAAGAAAGACCAAAUCCCUCUGAAAACCUGGGAAGAAUGAUGACCUCUGUGUGAACAGAUAAUGACGUGCCAGGGACCGUCAUUGUUCUAAUGACUAUUUUAAUGUUUCUGUUUGCGAUUAACGUUUGCAUUGCUUUUUUUUUCUUUUCCGUUAUUACUGGACACAUUGAAGAACAAUAAAAGAGCAGAAAUCCA
Messenger RNA from Tachysurus fulvidraco (yellow catfish), 3877 nucleotides. It is a transcript of the gene meioc, whose product is annotated as minamoto. The transcript is spliced from 8 exons. Gene Ontology annotation, biological process: male meiosis I; meiotic cell cycle; mRNA stabilization. Lineage: Eukaryota; Metazoa; Chordata; Actinopteri; Siluriformes; Bagridae. The record is from RefSeq and is a predicted model, not a curated record. Bases 187 to 2790 code for a protein of 867 amino acids. Gene Ontology annotation, cellular component: cytoplasm; nucleus.